CUUAACUGUCGUUGACACAAAAUCUUUUCUUCACAUUCCAUCCAUAAAUAUGGUAUAGGCUCCCUCCAACGUACAAAGCCAACAAAAUUAAUAUCAAACUCGUUUUUAAAAAAUAUUUCUUCAAAUAGUUAACGAUGUACCAAGCACUUCCUUACAAGGCAUGGCACACAACAAAUUUAUUUCCUACAUCGUCAUCCUUGAAUGAUCAUGGAAGCUCAUCGUUGUCGAAACGGAUGGUGGUGAAGGAGGAGAGUAUAGAUAUUAAGAGCCUAGUUGAUGAAAAUGCAGUGAUAGUAUUUGGACGACGUGGGUGUUGCAUGAGCCAUGUGGUACGACGUUUGCUACUUGGCCUUGGAGUUAGUCCUGCUGUUUAUGAGGUUGAUGAGCAAGAUGAGAAAGUGGUUGUAGGUGAGAUUACGAAAGUGGGGUCCAACUGUGGUGAUAGUGACAAUCCGGUGAGUUUUCCGGCAGUGUUUAUUGGUGGCCGGUGGUUUGGUGACUUGGAUAGGGUGAUGGCGACUCAUAUUACUGGCGAGUUGACUCCUAUUCUUAAAGAUGCAGGGGCCUUGUGGCUUUGAAGUAUGGGCAAUUGAAGAAGAAGAAACUACCCUUCUUUGGGAGGUUUGUUUUUGUAUUUAUUGUAACUGAUUUCACCUAAACCAUAAAUAUUAUUAUCAUAUUUAGAUUUUAACAAUGAUUUAGUAGUAAGAAAAUAUUUCUUCUCUAAUAGGAAAAUGGAAGAUAAUUCAAAAAAGAUAACAACUCUGUGAUAAAAUGAGCUUUUGUGAUAUAUACUGCCGUGAUUCUAGUGUGA
Messenger RNA from Chenopodium quinoa (quinoa), 814 nucleotides. RefSeq names its product glutaredoxin-C9-like. The record is from RefSeq and is a predicted model, not a curated record. The transcript has a single exon. Lineage: Eukaryota; Viridiplantae; Streptophyta; Magnoliopsida; Caryophyllales; Amaranthaceae. Bases 135 to 578 code for a protein of 147 amino acids.